AUGCGGAAUCAGAGAACAUUUCAAGAACAAGACCUACGCGCCCGGUCCCGUAAGCAGAAGCGUCCACAACAGCCCACCCUGCCUGAAAAGUACAUCCAGAAGACUUCCCCCUUUGAGAACAUGCGUGCUAUACAAGUGCCGUUCGACAGAGCCAACGCCAAGCGCCUCGUGGAUAUGAGUCAGGAAACAUUCAUCAAGGCCAAACCCAAGGACACAGUGGUCAAGUCAGGCUUAGCCGCGCCGACUACAAAGUACAAGAGUGAUGCGCCAAAGAUUCCUCCUUUCAAAGAGUAUGUCAGUCUGAGGAACAACGUUCUCAAAGACAAUGAGUCAAAAUUACUCGCAACACCCUAUUUCCAGGACGAAGACUAUCGUGGUCGCGAGGUUCUGCUGGAUACGCUUCCUUAUAUGUACGAGAUGACGCAUGACGAGAAGGGGCCGUUAGACUUUCGCAAGGAACAGUGCCGGUUCUACGAAAAAGCUAUCGAAGCAUUCCUGUCUGAAAUAGGCAUCACGUGGAACGAUAUCCUGUUUUGGCUACUGGCCCCGGAUCAAGACAUCAUACAAAUCAACAAAUCUUUAGAGGGAAACAAGCAAUUUGAAGCACAGCUCCUCGAACGAUCACGAUAUCACAUUGAGGAGUUUGAGAGAGACGGUGAACCGAAGAAGGCUAUUCUGUUUAACCGGAACAACAAAAAGUGGGAAGGGUUUGUCGCACAGCUUGAAGAGCCGAUCCCGAGUGCUCUGAGACUUGCGGCAACAGCUUCUGCAGCGGUCUUCAAGGAAUGUGAAUUCAGCAUCUGGUACCUGGCUCAACAGUCCAAAGCUGUGCAGAGUCUCAUACGGACGAAGUCUGCACAUGAGCAGUCUUCCAAGCACUCAACGUACAAGAAGAUCAUGUGCAGAGUAUGCCAUAAACACAAUUGCCUUACGCAUGGCGAGAUCAGACAAGUACCUGAGGAUUCCUGGAAGACGGACUCGGAAGACGAAGAACGCGCUACACAGGCGACUGAUGAUACCAGUCGUCGAGGCUCCGACAACAGAAUUCCGCGCCGUGUGUCGAACUUUAGCAAAGACGACACAGACGAUGAGAACGAACCCGGCGACCCCUUGCCCGCACAUUUUGACUCCGACUCCGACAUUGAGAAGGUCAUAAACUAUAAGCUCCCUGCAAACCCAAGCGCUUUCGAGACUUGUUCAGAGACGGAGAUGAUCACUCCCAAAGGUGCGAAACCGCCACCUGACCUUUGUGGCUCUUGCGGAGCAUCUGAAAUCCUCGACCCGGUGAAUCGUUAUAACGAUGAAGUGGUUCAACGCAACUGCUGUAAUGUUGCGAUACAGAGGGGUGUUCCUCGGAAAACGUUGCUCGGUCAUUCGGAAGUGCAUGGCUUUGGACUCUAUAUGGGCGAGGACAUCAAGAGUGGCGAGUAUAUUGGUGAAUACACUGGCGAGGCCAUCUCGGUCAAGGAAGGCGAUCGUCGAGUGACGAUAUACGACUACCAGAAGACGAUGUAUCUGUUUCGUCUUAACUCGAAGCAAGAAGUUGAUGCCACGUACAUGGGCAAUAAAUUACGCUUCAUCAACAAUGCCGACGACAAGUACACAAACUGCGGCCCCAAGAACUUGCUUUGCAAUACAGUCUUUCGCAUCGCGCUUUUCGCCACCAGAGAUAUCAAGGCAGGCACCGAACUGUUCUUCAACUACAACUAUCCCAAAGAGAAGACGGAGCAAUUCAAACAGCCGAAUGCCAAGAUCGUCGCGGUCAAACAGACCAAGCAAAAGACGAAGAAAAGGGAGUCACUCACCAGUCUGAGCCAGCCCAUCGAGGACCGCUCACGCAUCCUUGCCGCCACAGCAAAGGCCAGAGAGGCAAAAGCAGCGAAGCGGAAGGAGGCUAUGCUGCAAGAGGGCGGCGUGGAGCCAGCCACAAGAAGGCGUUCUGGAACACUUCAAGCACGAAAGGCAGCUACGAGCAAGCCCGGACGCAAAACAGUGCGAAAGUCCAAGCGCGGAGGCCUCAAUAGGAACGAGUCCACAGGCUCAGAUACGGGUAUGGAUGCAGAGGCAAGCGACCCCGAGAUCCCCGAGAUCCCUCCCGUUAUUGAGUCGCAGAGCACUCAGACUAGUCUGUACGUCCAGGACACGGAGGCGGAAGACGACGAGUUCAUCUUGCCGGAUACUCAAGAAGACGAAGAGCAAGAUGUGGCUGAGCCGGCCUCUGAGGAUGAUGAACCGCCCGGUCGAUCUACGAGGUCUCGUCGUGCGCCGGUUCGACCGCGUAAGAGGGGGUCGGAUGUGGCGCCGGUGGUUGCGGUUAAGCAGGCGGUCAAGCAGAAGAAGGGGAAGGGUGGCGCACGACCGGGUGCUGGUAGAAAGAGAAAACGACCCGUUAUUGCUAACAGCGAUGAUGAGUGA
Alternaria ventricosa is the source of this 2415-nucleotide messenger RNA. RefSeq lists its product as uncharacterized. The record is from RefSeq and is a predicted model, not a curated record. Gene Ontology annotation, molecular function: protein binding; histone methyltransferase activity. The coding region runs from base 1 to 2415 and encodes 804 amino acids. The transcript is spliced from 4 exons. NCBI's taxonomy places the organism in Eukaryota, Fungi, Ascomycota, Dothideomycetes, Pleosporales, Pleosporaceae. Gene Ontology annotation, biological process: chromatin remodeling.